UUAAGGCGACUAACUUCAGCCAAAAGCGGAAAAUGGCCGGACAGAGGGCCUUCGCCCAAAAACUUAACAAGUCUCACCAUGCAGCUGAUAUACGUCGUCAGGUUUCAUCGCAAUACUCAAGUAAAGAUGUAGCACGUUUUGCAGGCGGUCUAGGACCUGGUGGAAUCCCUCUGUCAGAGAUCCUGGACCCACUUGACUAUGAGGAGUAUAUACACCAGAGUAAAGGAGCCAUGGAGCUGGACCCUCUCAAGCAGCUCCUGGAGUAUCCUGAAGAUGAUGUCAGGGUGAUAGCCCCGUCAAGAGAGACCAGGACUACCAGGCAACCGCACCCAGGACCAGAGGCUGAAACCGUGAGCCUUCAGGUGCGGGACUGCAUCAAGUGGUACACCUGUGACUGGUCUGUGGUGGAUCGGAAGUACAAGGAGAAUGCCAUGUCUCACCAGGGUAACAUCAUGAAGCUGAGACAGAGGACUCUAGCCAUCGGCAGUGACAAGGUCUAUGAGGUGGACGAGGAGGAGAAUGAAGAAUGCACAACGCCCACAAACGAGAGGAAACGCACUUCCAUCCACCUCGAUACCACACCAAGAGGCUCAUGGGCUUCCAGCAUCUUUGACUUGAGUCGCAGCGAGAGCGAUGCCCUCCUCCCUCGACUCCUUGAUCACAUUCCUAUAGAACAGCAGGAUGCCAUGAAUGAAGACGUCCGGGACAGGAACAGAGAGAACGACAUCUUCAGCUUCUACCCACCACCAGAUGAGAAUGAUGCUAUUGAGAGGAAAACACUUGCACCAAUUCCAUCAGAACACUUUGGAUACCGACUCCUCAUUAAAUGUUUGCAGCUCAAACUGGAGCCAGAUUUUGAACCAAUUUUUGCAACAAUGGCCUUGUAUGAUGCAAGAGAAAAGAAAAAGAUCUCUGAAAACUUCUACUUUGACAUGAUGCCUGACCACAUCAAGUCAAUGGUCAAGGGCAAGCUCGGAUUCCCUGAUGUUUCCAGCCAAGCUCGGGGAGCCAUCUUCUCUCUGACCUACCCAUCCAACGAUGUCUACAUCGUCAUCAAGCUAGAGAAGGUCCUCCAGCAAGGAGACAUCUCAGAGUGUGCUGAGCCCUACAUCAAAGACUCUGAAAACCCAAAGCACAUGGAAAAGAUCAAAAACACAGCUGCCUAUUUCUGUGACAAGCUAGGACUGUACAGGAUGCCUUUGGCCUGGACGGCCAUUCAUCUGAUGAACAUCGUCAAUGGAGCUAGCAGUCUAGACAGGAACUCGGAUGCUGAGCUUGACAAAAAGUCCAACAGCUUAGAGAUGGGACGUAAGAAGAGCACUGUCACUGAGCCAGGGCAGUACGGUUCCCUGCCCCGCCGAGGGGAGACCGGUUCCUCAUCCUUGAAGCGUAACGGAUCCGAGAGAAGGAGCUUCUACAAGGUGGAGGAUGACAUCAGUAAUCUGGAGACAUUCCAUCCCGUCACCAUCACAGUAUCCAGCUUCUUCAAGCAUGAGGGCGACAAGCUGAGUGAUGUUGACCUGUACAAGUUUCUAGCAGAUCUCAAGAGACCUACCACCGUCCUCAAGAGGUUAAAAUGCAUCAGAGGUUCUCUCAAGCUUGAUAUCUCCCCAGUGAUAGACCACCCUGCCUAUUGUUUGACCCCUGACCUCUACCAGGUCAAGCCAUUCCCAGACAACAGGACCAGACCCACUAAAGAGAUACAGGAGUUCCCUGCAAGGGAGGUCUAUGUACCACACAGUGUUUACAGGAAUGUUUUGUACCUGUACCCUCGCUCCCUGAACUUCUCUAACCGCGGAGGCUCUGCUAGGAAUAUCACUGUCAAGAUUCAAUUCCUGUCAGGAGAUGACUUUGGAAGUGGAAUAGAGUGCAUUUUUGGCAAGUCCAGCAGCCCCGAAUAUGGUCGCCAGGCUUACACCUCGGUGUGCUACCACAACAAGUCACCUGACUUCUACGAAGAGAUCAAGAUUCGUCUACCAGCCGAUCUACGAGAUCAGCAUCAUAUCCUCUUCACCUUCUACCAUAUCUCCUGCCAACGCAAACAAGAUGUCACUCCCAUCGAGACUCCCAUCGGCUAUUCAUGGCUUCCUCUCCUGCGUGAUGGCCGACUCCAAACCGGUGAUUACAAUCUUCCUGUUUCCUUAGAGAAACCACCUCCAAACUACUUCAUGCUCUCACCAGAUAAAAAGGCCUCGUCCAAUGAUCAAGUCCAGCUACCAGGAAUGAAGUGGGUGGAUGGACACAAGCAGCUGUUCAGUGUGACUCUCAAGGGAGUUUCCUCAGUACAUCCUCAGGAUGAGAAGGUGGACAGAUUCUUACACCUCUGCCAUGCCGUCGAGCAGGGAAGCAUUCCUCGAUCCAUCGGAGAUCAGAACAUGGAGGGGGAGCUGAUAGCCAGCACCAUCAACCUUGGUCAUGCUGUGGCCGAACCACUGGUCAAGUUCCUUCAUAUCGUCCUGGACAAGCUCAUCCUAAUGAUGGUCAAGGCACCUAUCAUCAAUGGUCAUAUCGUGAACAUGGGUCAAGUGUGCUUUGAGACGAUGGCCGAGAUCGUUGAUCGGCUGCAUGUCCUACUGGACAACAGACUGGACAACCAUGGACGUAACACCCUCCUAUCAUCCUUUGUCCACUAUGUCUUCAGGCCUCCUGACGCUGACAAUACCAACAUGGUGGCUGGAGCUACUGGUAAGGGGCUCUCCCCACACACACCCACCCAAUCCAUGAACUUCAGCAACUACGGCACCGUCGCCCGCUCCAACAGUCUCAACUUCAAGCACCGCGCGGCCCUGCGGAACUCCAGCACCAGUCUGAGUAUCCCAGCCUCCCCGGAGGAUGACAUGGAUGCCAUCCUGCACAACCGCUUCGGCAGCGAGCGUCAGGGGUCGGCGAGGUCACCGAGCAGGUCCGGGACUGGGAUGGGAAACGUUCCGGUGAUUGGACUCGGUGGACGGGUGCCUCCUCGGAAGCUUGUCCAUGAAGAACUAACUCUUCAGUUUGUAGUAUCUAAUGGCAAGGCCAAGGAGAAAGCUUUCAGUCAUGCCUGGUUCUUCUUUGAACUCAUUGUGAAGAGUAUGGCCCAGCACCUUGCUGACUGUGAGCGUCUGGACUCCUACCGUAGGAUGAGAUUUACAGAAAGCUUCUGCAAUGAUAUCAACUCGGUGGUUACUAUGGUUACAUCAGAAAUCAUUGCCAGGUUCAACAAGGAUGUCAGACAAAUGCAGCUGCUGAAUGCCAGCCUAGCCUUCUUUCUCCAGGAGCUUCUUACCCUGAUGGACAGGGGAUUUGCUCUUGCUCUCAUUCACAACUAUGUCAAACAGGUAUCUGGUAAGAUCACUGCUCUCAACGACCCCACCACGCUGGCCUUACUCAAGCUUGACUUCCUGCGCAUCAUCUGCAGCCACGAGCACUACGUCACCCUCAACCUCCCCUUCCAGCAAUCCAGCUCCACCUCCUCCUCCCUCUCUCGACCCCCAUCGCCGACCCCCUCUAUCACCAGCACCAACUCCAUCGCAUCGUUCAUCUCCAUCCAGACAACCUUGACACAGCUGGGAGACACAAACAAGAUGGCCGAGUUGUCGUACGACUACAGACAGCAGCACUACCUUGCGGCUUUGCUUCUCCUUGAUCUGGCCAAUGUCCUCACAACACACAAUAGCAACUUACAUCGUCAGGCCAUCGACACCGUCAGCAACCUUCUAGCCUCUCAUGAUGCUGACCAGCGCUUCUCUAUGCGCGAAUGCCGAAUGCGUGUUGCCGCCCUCUAUCUCCCACUCUUGGGUAUCAUCAUUGACGCGUUGCCGCAGCUGAACUGUGCUGCUGUGGACCCCAAAGCCAGACCCUCUGCAUCUUUUGGGGAGAUGGAUGAUGUGGAUGUUCCUAUGAAUCAGUCAGUUGCUAUGGCGAUAGCUGGAACAAGCAUCUUCACAGGAGGAGGAGCAGGAGGAGCAGCAGGAGCGGGAGGAGCGGCAGGAGCAGCAGCAGCAGAGCGGGCCAACCCUGCCCAAAACGAACAGCGGCCGCCUCAAGGCAAAACCCCCCUGUCUGAGGAGUCUACCCGUGACCUCUUGAUGUGCUUCAUCUGGGUCAUUAAGAACGUUGACCCCACGACCCUGCAGCAGAUCUGGGCUUCUCAGAGAGUGACCCGGGUUAAUAAGAUGCUGGAUAUCAUGUUCUAUUGCAUCUACAGCUUUGAAUACAAGGGUAGGAGUGCCAUCAUCCGUCGCAUGAACAGGAUGUCCUUCAAGAAGAACGAUGUGAAGCAGCGCCUAGAGGAAGCCAUCUUGGGGACAGCUAGUGCUAGGAGUGACAUGAUGCAGAGACAUACAAGACAAGGAUCAUCAGGAGAUCGUGGGUUCAGCCCAGCCUUGGGUCAAGCAGAGAGACUGAGAUGGAGGAAGGAUCUUACACACUUCAGAAAGAAUGCAGAUAUACCUGAAAGACCAAAGGCUGAGUUGGAAGUAGAAGCUCGUUUGGAGGCUCUCUUGGCCAAUGAAGUCUCAUUUGCUGUGCUUGAUGCCAUGGAACUUCUAGUACAGACUGUGUCCCAGACUGAUCAUCUCCAAGGCUGUUUGACGGGCAUCAUGACAGUCCUUCUACAUGCCUUAGCUUGUAACCAGAGUACCAUAGUCAUGGAGAGUAUUCUUGCCACACAACGCUCUCUCGUCUUCAAGUACCCUGAGCUGUUGUUUGAGGAGCAGACCGAGCAGUGUGCAGACCUUUGCCUUCGUCUUCUACAUCACUGCAGCUCGUGUAUCAGCAGUGUACGCUCCCAUGCCAGCGCUUCUCUCUAUCUACUUAUGAGACAGAACUUUGAGAUUGGAAAUAACUUUGCGAGAGUGAAGAUGCAGGUGACCAUGUCCCUCUCGUGCCUGGUUGGAACGGAAACCAACUUCAACGAGGAGUACCUGAGACGCUCCCUCAAGACCAUCCUGACCUAUGCUGAGGAUGAUACAGAGCUACAGCAAACUACAUUCCCUGAACAGGUGCGUGAGUUGGUGUUCAACCUUCACAUGAUCCUCUCCGACACCGUCAAGAUGAAGGAAUUCAAGCAGGAUACCGAGAUGCUGGUAGACUUGAUGUACCGCAUCGCCAAGGGGUACCAGAACUCUCCAGACCUAAGAUUGACUUGGCUCCAGAACAUGGCCGGGAAGCUCAACGAACACGGCAAACUGACAGAGGCUGCCGAGUGCCUGAUCCAUUCUGCUGCCCUCGUUGCUGAGUACCUGCACAUGCUAGAAGACCGUCAACACCUGCCAGUCGGCUGUGUCAAGUUUGAGAAAAUCUCACCGAAUGUGCUAGAAGAGAGUGCCGUCUCAGACGAUGUAGUCUCCCCAGACGAGGAAGGCAUCUGCACUGGGAAGUACUUCACUGAGAGUGGGUUGGUGGGACUAUUGGAACAAGCUGCUACAUUAUUCAAUGACGCUGGAUUAUUUGAGGUAGUAAAUGAGGUAUACAAGAUUCUCAUACCCAUCCAUGAAGCUAACAGAGAACACAAGAGACUCUCCAUUAUCCAUGGCAAGCUACAAGAAGCUUUCAACAAGAUUUCAGUCCUGGGUCCCAAGCGCCUCUUUGGGACCUACUUCAGAGUGGGAUUCUAUGGACCAAAGUUUGGAGAUCUUAACGGAGAAGAGUUUGUCUACAAGGAACCUGCCAUCACUAAACUGCCCGAAAUAGCACAGCGACUAGAGAAAUUCUACACGGAUCGUUUUGGCGAGGGCUUAGUACAAACCAUCAAGGAUUCCAACACCCCGGACCUAUCCAAGUUAGACCCUCUACAAGCCUACAUCCAGGUCACCUACGUAGAACCCUACUUUGACUACUAUGAGAUCCUACAGAGACCUACACUCUUCAGUAGGAACUACAACCUUAAGCGUUUCAUGUUUGCCACACCCUUCACCAAGGAAGGCCGCGCCCAUGGAGAGCUGAAGGACCAGUGCAAGAGGAAGACCAUCCUCACCACCUCGCAUUCAUUCCCUUACAUCAAGACAAGAGUCGCCAUCAUACAGAAAGAAGAGAUUGUGCUAUCUCCUGUCGAGGUGGCCAUUGAAGAUAUCCAGAAGAAAACCAACGAGCUAGAAGUGGCUACCCUCCACGAGCCAACGGAUGCCAAGAUGCUUCAGAUGGUUCUCCAGGGAUGUAUUGGUACCACUGUUAACCAGGGGCCAAUGGAGGUAGCACAGAUUUUCCUAGACAUUGAAAAACCUCUGGACAAGCACCACAACACACUACGGCUUUGCCUCAAAGAUCUACAAAAGAAGUGUGGCGAUGCAUUGCGAAAGAACAAGAGUCUGAUCAUGCAUGACCAGAGAGAGUACCAACGAGAGCUGGAGAGGAACUACCACCGCUUCACCGACCGUCUCAUGCCCCUCAUCACCAAGCAGAAUCAUCUCACUGGGACCAUCAAGAGAUGUGGAGGUCGGCGGGAAGGCUCACGAGUCCCCAAGAGCGCCUCAAGCCAUAGUAUUAGAAACAGCGAGACAUUGUAGAUUCUAGAGGGUCAAUUCAAACUUACCCCCCCCCCCCCCUUUCUCCAACACACCAUUUCAACAGGCCCAUUGGAAGAAGCUGAGGCUGGCAGGAGCAGUCACAAUUCCUGGAUACUCCUUCAAGCAAUAGCAUUAGAAACGGCGAGACAUGUAGAUUCUAGAGGGUCAAUACCAUUACUCUCCUCCCCCCCCCCCCCCUUACCCCAUUCUCCAACAUAACAUUUCAACAGGCCCAUUGGAAGAUGCUGAGGCUGGCAGAAACAGUCACAAUUUUUGGAUACUCCUUCAAGCAAUAGCAUUAGAAACACAGGGUAUUGUAGAUUCUAGAAAGUCAAUACUAUACUUAAUCGACCCCCGAAUCUCCUAAUUCAUCCAUCUUGAGAACAUACUGAAGUCAAGAGUUUGACCAGAGGGGUCACAAUAUAUGAAGAUCUUCAAGCAGUUGCAUUAGAAAUAGUGAGACAUUGUAGAUUCUAGAAGGUCAAUAAAAUCACUUCACUGACCCUGUAAUCUCCAAUUGUAAAAAUGUUGUUGGGACCAUAAGAAGGUGCGGAAGUCAAGCAAUAUCAUCAGAAAGUGUGAGACAUUGUAGAAUCUAGGGGUGGUAUUCUCGAAAACGGAUUAACUUUAGUCCAUGGUUUAAUCCUCCAACUAAGUAUGGAAAGCCAAGUGUCUAUAUGAAUAUAUUUUUGAAUAAUUUGAUAUGUCCCUAAAUUACCAUGAUGACA
Messenger RNA from Strongylocentrotus purpuratus (purple sea urchin), 7213 nucleotides. It is a transcript of the gene dock7, whose product is annotated as dedicator of cytokinesis protein 7. The transcript has 42 exons. Lineage: Eukaryota; Metazoa; Echinodermata; Echinoidea; Camarodonta; Strongylocentrotidae. Gene Ontology annotation, molecular function: guanyl-nucleotide exchange factor activity. The record is from RefSeq and is a predicted model, not a curated record. Gene Ontology annotation, biological process: small GTPase-mediated signal transduction; positive regulation of GTPase activity. Bases 33 to 6485 code for a protein of 2150 amino acids.